UUUGGGAUUUUGACCUGAAAUAUUCUAAAAAGUUUGGAAAAUUAUGGGGGUUUUACGACGGUCAGCAGCCUGUGAUAGCCGUCACAGACCCAGCCGUGAUCAAGACCAUACUGGUGAAGGAGUGUUAUUCCGUCUUCACAAACCGGAGGUCUUUUGGUCCAAUGGGAUUCAUGAAAUCUGCCAUCUCUGUGGCUGAGGAUGAUCAGUGGAAGCGAUUGAGGACUUUGUUAUCCCCAACCUUCACCAGUGGAAAGCUCAAGGAGAUGUUCCCCAUCAUAAGCCAGUAUGGAGACAUGUUGGUGAAGCAUCUGAGAGAGGAGGCAGAGAAGGGGAAGCCUGUCACUUUGAAAAGCAUCCUUGGCGCCUACAGCAUGGACGUCAUCACCAGCACAUCCUUCGGCGUGAACAUCGACUCCCUCAACAACCCAGAGGAUCCCUUUGUGCAAAACAUCAAGAGGCUCAUGAAAUUUCGUGCCUUUGACCCAAUGAUUCUCUCAGUAUUUAUCUUUCCAUUCCUUACUCCCAUUUAUGAAGCAUUAAAUAUCUAUAUCUUCCCAAAAGACGUCACCAAUUUUUUCAAAAAAUCUGUACAGAAAAUGAAAGAAAGCCGCCUGAAAGACGAUCGCAAGCACCGAGUGGACUUCCUUCAGCUGAUGAUCGACUCCCAGAAUUCCAAAGGAGCCUCCGCCCAUAAAGGUAAAGAUUGACGGGUGGGAUGCAGGGAGCUCAGAGGAAGAACAUUUUAAUUUUUAAAAAUUAAUUAUGGCACGCCCCUCUCCGUGAUUUGGGCUCUAUUUUACUUAAUGGCCACCCACCCCGACUGUCAGCAGAAACUGCAGCAGGAGAUCGACGAGGCUCUGCCCAGUAAGGCGCCCCCCACGUAUGACGCUGUGCUUCAGAUGGAGUAUCUCGACAUGGUGGUGAAUGAAACCCUGAGACUGUACCCGAUCGCUGGCAGAAUUGAGAGGGUCUGCAAGAAGGAUGUGGAAGUGUGUGGACUGAUGAUUCCCAAGGGGACAGUGGUGAUGGUGCCAGCCUUUGCUCUUCAGCGAGACCCAGAAUACUGGCCCGAGCCCGAGAAGUUCCUCCCUGAAAGGUUCAGUAAGCAGAACAAGGACAACAUUGACCCUUACUUGUACCUGCCCUUUGGAGCUGGCCCGCGAAACUGCAUCGGCAUGAGGUCCGCUCUCAUGAACAUGAAGCUUGCUGUCAUCAGAAUUCUUCAGGAGUUCUCCGUCAGACCCUGUAAAGAAACACAGAUCCCCAUAAAAAUAGGCAAGGACCCAAUUUUAUCACCGGAAGUACCUGUUGUUAUAACGUUUGAGUCAAGAGAUGGAACCCUAAGUGGAGCCUAAGACCCUCAUGUUUGCUCUUCACCGAAGCUGCCUGUCAGUACUGAUAGGCCUCAGUGGCUCCCGAAUAAAAUCAGAAGUGAAGAUGG
Echinops telfairi (small Madagascar hedgehog) is the source of this 1441-nucleotide messenger RNA. RefSeq names its product cytochrome P450 3A4-like. The transcript is spliced from 12 exons. Gene Ontology annotation, biological process: steroid metabolic process; oxidative demethylation. The record is from RefSeq and is a predicted model, not a curated record. Gene Ontology annotation, molecular function: oxidoreductase activity, acting on paired donors, with incorporation or reduction of molecular oxygen, reduced flavin or flavoprotein as one donor, and incorporation of one atom of oxygen; iron ion binding; testosterone 6-beta-hydroxylase activity. NCBI's taxonomy places the organism in Eukaryota, Metazoa, Chordata, Mammalia, Afrosoricida, Tenrecidae.